Rangifer tarandus platyrhynchus (Svalbard reindeer) is the source of this 705-nucleotide messenger RNA. NCBI's taxonomy places the organism in Eukaryota, Metazoa, Chordata, Mammalia, Artiodactyla, Cervidae. The record is from the annotation of a GenBank genome assembly.
AUGACUCACUCCUGCUGCUCCCCGUGCUGUCAGCCCACCUGCUGUGAGCCCAGCUGCUGCCGGCCUUGCUGCCCCCCAACUUGCUAUCAGACUAGUGAAAACACCUGCUGUAGGACCACCUGCUGCAAACCUACAUGUGUGACCACCUGCUGUCAGCCCACCUGUGGUGGGUCCAGCUGCUGCCAGCCUUGCUGUCGCCCUGCCUGCUGUCAGACCACCUGCUGCAGGACCACCUGCCUCAAGCCUACGUGUGUGACCACCUGCUGUCAGCCCACCUGCUGUGAGCCCAGCUGCUGCCGGCCUUGCUGUCGCCCUGCCUGCUGUCAGACCACCUGCUGCAGGACCACCUGCCUCAAGCCUACUUGUGUGACCACCUGCUGUCAGCCCACCUGUGGUGGGUCCAGCUGCUGCCGGCCUUGCUGUCUCCCUGCCUGCUGUCAGACCACCUGCUGCAGGACCACCUGCUGCAAGCCCACCUGUGUGACCACCUGCUGUCAGCCCACCUGCUCUCACUGUACACCCGUGUACUGCCACAGACUCUGCUACCACCCCACGUGCUGCUGCCUCCUUGGGUGCCAAGACCAGAGCUGUGGAUCCAGCUGCUGCCAGCCUUGUAUUUGCCCUGUCUGCUGUCAGACCACCUGCUGUAGGACCACCUGCUGCUGCCCCAGCUGUGUGUCCACCUGCUGCCCUUCCUCCUGCUGA